GUCCGGACUCGCUCCUCAAAGAUAUUAGGGCAUAAGUUGUGGGGUUGCUUACUCUGCAGUACGUGGUGGCGCAGCGCCAUUGGGUAUUCGACCUUAGCGUCAAACAGGGUCAGUGAAAGGUCGGUCAAGCUAGUAUAUACGACUUGGCGACUGUGGGCCGAGGGCUUUGCCAUCUCUCUCGUGCAAUGGAUGCCUUUAAUGCAAGGAGCUGGACUUUCUGGAUGGGUAGACUCCCUUGCUGCCUCCUCUCCUGCUUCCUGAUUUUUCUGCAGUCAGCCGUGCUCCUUGCCGGGUUUAGUGUGGCUACUGACAACGGCAAAGUGAUCAUCCUGGAGGAUAGUGUGAUUGGAAAUAUUGGCUCUUUGGAAGCUCAAGCAGUCAUCAAGGCUGGCUUCACUCCUGACAUUGUCAAUGCCACAGUAUGGGCCACCAUGACAACUGCACAAUUUGAGGCCUACCGUGGAAUCUUGAUUGGAGAUCCAGGAUGUUCUUUGCUUGCAAAAGCUGCCGACUUUCCCCUAUAUUUCAACUAUGGGGAGGCGGCCAUAAACAACGCACCCACCUGGAUCGCUGCUGUCACUGGAAAUAUCCUCAUUGUUGGGACAGACCCAGCCUACCAUUACAAUGAGGGCAGGACAGGAGCCAAAGUCCUGAUUGAGAGUGGCGUUGCCUUUGCAAUAUCCAGCUCAAUGGGAACGGGGGCCUAUAUCUGCCUGUCCUGCUCUGGGGGUGCAGGUCCUGAUUAUGAGAGUUGGCUGAGCAACUUUGGAGGCACGUGGAAGCUCCGUCAGCCAGACUGUGACUCCACAAUCACAAUAUUGGCCACUCAUCCAGCCCUUUCCAACCUCACAAGCGCCGACCUAUCCGACUGGCAGUGCUCCUCCCACGAGACCUUCGAAUCCUUCAACACAGAAAGGUUCUUGCCACUGGCAAAAGCCAGCGACAAUGAUCUGCCCUACAUUGUUGCCAGUGGACAAAAUCUCGCUGCAAUCAGUCCCCCGUUUCCACCUCAACUCCAGCCCCCUCCACCUUACCCCCCACUCUUCAAUCCUCCACCACUUGGCUCUUUCCCUCCUGCAAGUUUACCCCCUCCGUCUACCACCUCUGCCUCGAGUACGAAUGCUCUUGAGCGUUGCAACGUCCCCUGUGACCCUUACUCCAGCCUUCCUAACCGCUGCUGUGAUGCUGAGGGCCUUCUUGGCAUAUGCUGCCCUGGCGCUUGUGGAAAUACGGUGGCCUUAUCAGGAGGGGGGUCAGUUGCUACUUGUUUGGGCCCUGGUGGGGCCUCCCCUAUCAAUUAUCCUUCGACAAGUCCAAGCAUUCCGCCACUAAACCCGACAGAGUCCCCUUCCCCAAGCGGGACGCCUGCUCCAACAGUGAGGAGUGAACUCCAGCGCUGCAGUGAUCUGUGCCCUGACGCCAAUUUCCCUAAUCGUUGUUGCGAUGCCGUUGGACUCUCAGCUGUAUGCUGCCCCGCCCAAUGCGGUGAUAUCGUCUCUUUGCCGGGAGGAGGGUCCGUUGCAACGUGCCAGGGCUUGGGAGGGACCGUCCCAACCUUGACAUCCCAACCACUUAUACCGACUCCUUCGAACACCCGUGGCACAGAUGGGCCAAUUCUUUUUCCAUUUCAAUUUUGCGACCCAGAUUCCGACUUUCCAAAUCGGUGCUAUAACGUAGACGGCUCCAGCUUUACCUGUUGUGGCCAGGAAAGCUGCCGCACAGGUCCCGCCAGUGCUAUUCCUCUCUGCGCUAACGGCCUUCCCGGAUCCAACUUCCAGCACUUCGAAUCCCACGCCAAGCCCCCCGAGCCCAGUCCCAAGCACCCCGAGCCCCACGACCAGCACCCCGAGUCCGACCUCAAGCACCCCGAGCCCACUUCCGAGCACAACAGCCCCCAUUACAAGCACACCGACCCCUUCUCCGAGGACUACUUCGAGCACUCCGAGCCCAACGCCAGGCACAACAGCCCCCACUACCAGCACACCGACCCCUUCUCUGAGCACUCCGAGCCCAUCGCCGAGCACACCAAGCCCGGCCACAGGCACUCCGAGCCCAGUCCCAAGCACCCCAAGCGCCACGACCAGCACACCGAGUCCGACCCCAAGCACACCGAGCCCCAUCCCCAGCACAACAGCGCCCACUACCAACACCCCCACUCCUUCGCCAAUCACACCCAGCCCUACGCCGAGUACACCGAGCCCAAAGCCAAGUACACCGGCUCCCAGCCCCACUACACCGAGCCCUACUUCGACAAGCGCAACAGUCCCGUGUACAAGCCCCUUACAGCCCCAAGCAUCACUCAGAAGGAGAGUGCUGGUGGUAUUAUCCAGAGUAUUCAAGGAGACGGCUAUUGUGGUCUGUCAGACACCGUACCCGCGGAUAUCCCACCAGAGUAUUUCGACGUCUCUUAUGCCAUCGACUUUUACGGGAGAAAUGUCGAUGAUGCCGCGCCAGGGGAGGUUUUCAGCUACACAGUGAAGGUGUCGGGGCCCUAUUUCGAGGCUCUUCUCGAGGUGAACUCGGUGACAAAUGUUAUCACGUUCCAAGUGGAGGGGGCUACGGUCCAGAUCGAUGCCACUACCGGCGAUAUCCUGGAUCAACGCGACGCACCGGCAUCGGCUGAAAGCGGCGGACGCAAAUUGCUGGCUGAGAGCAAAGAACUUUCGCCACCCUGCGCAAAGAGGGAGGCAACAUGCACCGGGGUGACGUCGUUCCAGACAGCGACGCUUUGCCAGGGUAUCACUAAGACGUCUCUCUUGAAAACGGCCUGCGCCAAGGUUGCAAGCUUCUUUCGAUCGAGAGUGCCGAAGUUGCCCCCGACAAUCCUGGAUAACUUGUGCAGCUUUUUGGUGGACACAACAAAAAAAGGAUGUGAGAAAGCAAUCGACUGUGAGACGUACGGGCUAGGGACUUGUUGCAACUUUACACAUUCAUGUGCCGACUUCGAUUUCACAUUCUCGGGGUCCUUCGACCAGUGCUUGAUUGAUUGCGUACAGAUUGCCACUGAUUGCUGCACAAGCGUCCCACUGCCUCCUGUCGCGGUUCAGAUAUGCAUUAACAUCAACUACAGUGCUUGUACACCUGAAUGCGUUUGUUAA
This is a messenger RNA of Klebsormidium nitens, 3098 nucleotides long. Lineage: Eukaryota; Viridiplantae; Streptophyta; Klebsormidiophyceae; Klebsormidiales; Klebsormidiaceae. The record is from the annotation of a GenBank genome assembly.